ACAAAAUCGCAAGGGUGCAGGCACAGCUCUGGGAGAAGCUGAACACCAGGCUGUGGUGAGUGCCUCUCCAUCUCUCCUCAGCAUCCUUGACCUGCUGCCUCCUCACGACAGUCCGCCCACAUUUUCAGCCUUCGGUCUAGUCCUGACUUUGUCAAAAGGCUCGGUGCCGCGGAGACCACGUGGCGGGUGCGCGGUCUGGAGAAAGCUGUUCGCAGAGAUUUUCAUAGGAGCCCCUGGCUUGCUAAAUACACGUGCUAACACACAGCCUCUUUGCUUCUGUGGAGCAUUUUGGUUCUUGCUCUCAGACUUGGGUAGACGCAGGUGACUGAGAGGAUAGGAGACCGGGGAAACCAAGUAUUUGGACGACCUGAGGCCAGUCUGAGCUGGACCAGAGUGGACGGAAGACAUCUUCAGCUGUCUUAACUUGAACGUUUGAGUUAUACUGAUGUGGCCAAAACUCCCUCAAGUAUACCUCCAGGAUUCUUUUCGGAGCAGAUUCAUUAGGAUGAGCAUGCCGGCUCCACCCAGACUCCUGGACCUGGCAGGUCAGAGCCUGCUGAGGGACCAGGCCUUGGCCAUCGCCGCUCUGGAGAUGCUGCCCAUGGAGCUCUUCCCACCGCUGUUCAUGGCGGCCUUCGCUGGGAGGCACAGCGAGACCCUGAAGGCGAUGGUGCAGGCCUGGCCCUUCGUCUGCCUCCCUCUGGGGGCCCUGAUGAAGGAGCAGCAGCCUCACCAGGAGACCUUCCAAGCUGCGCUGGAUGGACUUGAUGUCCUGCUUUCCCAGGAGGUUCGCCCCAGGAGGUGGAAACUGCAGGUGCUAGAUUUACGGAAGAAUGCUCAUCAGGACUUCUGGACCGUGUGGUCUGGGACCAGGGCCAGUAUAUACUCCCUGUUGGAGCCAGAGGUGGCCCCACCCAUGAGGAAGAGGCGAAAAGUGGAGGGUUGCAAGCCAGGGCCCAAGCCACCCUUGGCUCCUGUGGAGGUGCUGAUAGACCUUUGCCUCAAGGAAGGUACCCUUGACGAGUCCCUCGCCUACCUCAUCCAGAAAGUCCAGCAGAGGAAGGGUCUGCUGCACCUGUGCUGUAAGAAGCUGAAGAUUUUCGCAGUGUCCAUGCAGAACAUCAUGAAGAUCCUGAAAAUCAUACAGCUGGACUCUAUCCAGGAUUUGGAAGUGAAUUGCACCUGGAAACUGUCCAUCCUGGGGAAGUUUGCUCCUCACCUGGGUCAGAUGGGCAAUCUGCGCAGGCUCCUCCUCUCGCACAUCCACAUGUCUUCCCACAGCACCCCGGUGAAGGAGGAGCAGUGCGUCAGCCAGUUCACUGCUCAGUUCCUCAGGCUGCACCACCUUGAGGAGCUCUAUUUGGACUCGAUCUCCUUCCUCAAAGACCGCCUGGACCAGGUGCUCAGGUGCCUGAAGACCCCCUUGGAGACCCUGUCAAUAACUAAUUGCCUGCUUUCGGAAUCUGACUUGACACAUCUGUCCCAGCACCUGAACGUCAGUCAGCUGAAGGACCUGGGUCUCAGCGGGGUCAACCUGACCAAUAUGAGUCCUGGGCCUCUCCGAGUUCUGAUAGAGAGAGCCUCCGCCACCCUCCAGGACCUGGACUUGGAUGAGUGUGGGAUCAUGGACUCCCAGUUCACUGUCAUCCUGCCUGCCCUGGGCCGCUGCUCCCAGCUCACAACCUUCAGCUUCUGUGGAAACCCCAUCUCCAUGGCCGUGCUGGAGAACCUGCUGCGCCACACCAUUGGGCUGAGCAAGCUGAGUCACGUGCUGUAUCCGGCCCCCCUGGAGAGUUACGAGGAUGUCCAUGGCACCCUCCACCUGGGCAGACUUGCCCAUCUGCACGCCAGGCUGAAGCAGAUGCUGCAGGAGUUGGGGCGGCCAGGCAUGGUCUGGUUCAGUGCCAACCCCUGCCCUCACUGCGGCGACAGGACCUUCUAUGACCCAGAGCCCAUUCUGUGCCCCUGUUACAUGCCUGCCUAGCUGGAGACACAUACUGGACACUGAAGCCCAGGUGUAAGUGUAUCUUAAAGGAGCACAGAAACCACAGUUUGAGAAAAUCUGCCCAAUGUGAGCAGGAAAAGGAAAGGUGAUUGUUGGGAGGAGAGGAUGUUGACCUGGGAGUUAAUAGGAUCUCUGGGGAGAUGCAUCUUAGAGCGUUAGAAAUAUGAAUCUGAAUUUCUAGAGGGAGAUUUGGGUUUGGGCGGUAGAUGUGGGCGUUAUCCCUGCAUGGAUGGUUGUAAAGACAUGGUCAGAAAUAAAGAGAACCUCAGUGUCAACCA
Molecule: messenger RNA, 2283 nt
Organism: Callorhinus ursinus (northern fur seal)
Lineage: Eukaryota; Metazoa; Chordata; Mammalia; Carnivora; Otariidae
Gene: PRAME
Product: PRAME nuclear receptor transcriptional regulator
Biological process (GO): negative regulation of DNA-templated transcription; positive regulation of cell population proliferation; negative regulation of apoptotic process
Cellular component (GO): cytoplasm
Source: RefSeq, a predicted model, not a curated record